CUCCCUUUCUCUUCUCCCCUUGUGUCGCGCUCGCGCAUCUGAAGCAAGGGGGGGAAGGGCCAAGGGGGAUCGGUCUUGUUCUCGGAGAGGGUUGAGCUGCUUGACGGUUUUGACUCGGAUCAUGGUGUGCAGCUCUAUCAGAUAGAGAGCUGACGUGAGGUGUGAGACGCGGAUCGUGGAGUACUACUCAGUAGGAGAUCAAGAGGAAGGAGGUGGGGAGGGGGAAGAAGGCGAUAGCCGGGGAGGAUGGUGCUUGUGCUUGCGCUGGGGGAUCUGCACAUCCCGCACCGGGCGCCCGACCUCCCCGCCAAAUUCAAGUCCAUGCUCGUGCCCGGCAAGAUCCAACACAUCAUCUGCACUGGCAAUCUCUGCAUCAAGGAAGUCCAUGACUACCUGAAAAGCCUUUGCCCUGAUCUCCAUAUUACCAGAGGUGAACAUGAUGAGGAUGCUCGAUACCCAGAGACUAAGACACUUACAAUUGGUCAGUUUAAGCUUGGGCUGUGCCAUGGCCAUCAGGUUGUUCCAUGGGGCGACCUGGACUCCCUGGCGAUGCUCCAGCGGCAGCUGGACGUGGACAUCCUGGUGACCGGGCACACGCACCAGUUCAAGGCAUAUAAGCACGAGGGAGGCGUGGUGAUCAACCCUGGCUCUGCCACGGGCGCCUACAGCAGCAUCACUUACGACGUGAACCCAAGCUUUGUGCUGAUGGACAUCGACGGGCUCCGUGUGGUGGUGUACGUCUACGAGCUGAUUGACGGCGAGGUGAAGGUGGACAAAAUCGACUUCAAGAAGACUGCGACGAUGCACGGCUAGCCCUAUCCUUCCACUCCGUGAUUGAGUGCAAGACAUGUCUAGCUUCUGUUUCUUUUCUUUCAGCUUCUUGAUUCAGAGCCUCCUGAACACGCUUUCUACCUGUUCAUGCGCAAAGAACUUUUUAGGUCUGGUUGUUAACAAUGUUUCUCGGAGCCAUGAAUUUAAAUACUAUACUUUUUAAUUGUCAUG
Messenger RNA from Zea mays, 1002 nucleotides. RefSeq names its product vacuolar protein sorting 29. Lineage: Eukaryota; Viridiplantae; Streptophyta; Magnoliopsida; Poales; Poaceae. The record is from RefSeq and is marked validated. Gene Ontology annotation, biological process: retrograde transport, endosome to Golgi. Gene Ontology annotation, cellular component: retromer complex.